AUGGUUAAAACCAAAAUUAAAUCUCAAGUUCGACAAUAUCUUAACCCUACUGCUACUCCAUUAACUCCUGAAGCAAUCGAAAAAAUAAGGAAUGCUCAUACAAAACAGAUACCAAAUAGAAAACAUAUUAUAUGUACUAAUUAUAAAAUUGGUAGUGAAAGAUAUGAUGAUAUU
Messenger RNA from Dentiscutata erythropus, 174 nucleotides. The record is from the annotation of a GenBank genome assembly. Lineage: Eukaryota; Fungi; Glomeromycota; Glomeromycetes; Diversisporales; Gigasporaceae.